Biomphalaria glabrata is the source of this 2297-nucleotide messenger RNA. RefSeq names its product placenta-specific gene 8 protein-like. NCBI's taxonomy places the organism in Eukaryota, Metazoa, Mollusca, Gastropoda, Planorbidae. The transcript is spliced from 5 exons. Bases 192 to 605 code for a protein of 137 amino acids. The record is from RefSeq and is a predicted model, not a curated record.
GAAGAGGGCAACUUGCCCGUGUGACAGCGCAAAUGGAGUUGAAUGUCUUGCAGUAAAAGCGCUCAUACACUUACAUCUUCCGUCUGCAGCCGGACCUAGAGAGUUGUGUUUCUUGUUUUGUUGUUUUAAUUUUGAGGCUAUUUUAAACAAAACAUUGGUUAUCUUCAUUAGAAGCAAGACAUAUAGCAGCCAUGUACCAGCCGCAACCAAUCAUAACACAGCCUGGGCAGCAACAACACACAAGUAACACCAUCAUCGUCCAGCAGCAGCAAGGUCACGUGGUCCAUACAAGACCAUGGACAACUGGCCUGUUUGACUGUUGCAGUGACAUACCAGUCUGCCUAUGUACCACAUUCUGUUACACAUGUAUGGCCAUGAAGGUUGCAAGUGACAUGGAAGAGUUCGUCUGCUUGCCUUGCUGUGUCCCGGCCGCGACAUUGACCAUGAGGGUGAAGAUGAGAGCCCAGGAGAGGAUACCUGGAUCCAUUUGUAACGACUGCCUAACGGAAUGCUUCUGUGGCUAUUGUUCCUUGUGCCAGUUGGCCAGAGAAGUGAAGACAGUGAAAGCCCAACAGUCUUAUGUAAUGACAAACAGCCGAAUGUAAAAGGAAAAUAGAAGUAGAACGAUUUGUAUUUUGUUUUUAAUUGUAGAACUGAUGAUAGUUAGACAUUUAAAAAAUAUAUACAAAAUUGUAGGACUGUUUACAAUUACUUUUUAAAAAAUACAUAUAGCUGAAAGAGAAACUAGAAUUAGAUCUAGAACUGGCGUGUAUGGAAGUACUUUGAUAUUUGGGUCAAAUAAGAAGUAAGGGGCCUUAUAAUUCAAGCCUAGUUAUAGAUUUUUGGUUAGCGCCAACAAGUACAAUGACCAACUCUGAUGCUUGCAAUUACUUUAAUAGUCCAAGAGUAUUCUCAAUAUGUAUAUUUUGUACGUUUUGAAAAUUAAAUAAUCAAUGGCCUUUAAGUAGGCUACUUAAAUUAGAAUCGUACCACAAGAAACCCAACGGAGACAAAUAGGAUUAGGUGAUGCUUUCACCUUCCUAUCCUGGAAGCAUUUUAUUAUGUUUAAAAAAUUAUUAAUUAUGUAAGCACACACAACGUAGUCCUAGUAUUUUUGUUUUAUAAACAGCUCUUUAACAAAAGCAGAUCUUAUUAAUUGCUUUUAUACAUAGAUAUCAAUAAUAAUAGAAAGAAAUAUGUUUUGUUUUCUUAAAUGUGAAAUAGUAUUCUACUUUUUUAAUUUUGUGUAUUUGUAAUUCCUGAAAGCUAAUGCAACUUAACAAUUGUGAAUAAUAUGGGGGAAAACGAAAAAGGGGAGAUAAAAAAUGAUUGCCGUAAUCCCCCCCCCCCCUUUCCCCUUUACGAUUAUGCUUAGAUCCUUGUUAGAUACUUGGAUUGGGUGGUUGAAAUUCAUAUUGAAGCUCAGUCUAUGAGCCCAAGGCAGUCCAAUGCCUCAACUACAUGAUCCAUUGUUGUCAGUACUUAUGUUAAAUUACCAUAAUUAAGCGUAUCUAAUUCCACAUUGAAUCUGCUUUGUGUUCAAUAUCAUUUGAUAACAUUGCUAGAUAGAAUAGAACCAGUAAAUUUUAAAUUCUCUGUAUUGUAAUGAAUCAAAAUGAAAAAAAAAAUCAUUUUAUGCAAAUUGUGCCAAACUAUGAAAUGGCUUUGAAAACUGCAUAAUUACAAAUUAUAUAUUUUAAAAAGUCAUGCCAAAUAUCCAGAUAGAGCAUUUUAAAAAUUUAUUCUACUUCUGGCAAAGUGGAGUUGUUGAUUUAAAGCGUUCAAUUAAUUCCUGCAGAUAACUUACAUUUGUCCUUAAAGUUAGUUAACCAUUAUUUACAUAAUCAGGAUAACUUUACUUCCAUUGCCCACAAGGUUUUCAAGACCUGAACUUGAUGUAUUAACAAAGUGGAGAAUAAGUAGACUAUUUUAUUAAAGCCUGAUUGAUUCUUUGCCUAGCACACCUGUAAAAGUUUUGCUCUUCACUGUCAACAGAAUUGUACUCAUUAGUGAAUGAUGAAAGAUAGUUCACUUUUUAAAUAUCUCCAUAUCUACUGCCAUUUCAUAAUUUGAAACUUAUAUAGUUUUGUUUUCCAUUUUCUACCCCAUGUAUAACCUACUCUGUUUGCUGUUCAGACAUUCUUUACAAUCAUUAAAUGCCUUACAUUUCAAAGUUAUUUUUGGAUCGUCCUUGAUAUUUAUUGUUUUGAAAUAUAUACAUUUUUUUAUCACAUGUGCUUCAUAAAACUUAUAUCUCUGUUUUUUUUAUAUACCCGUAUUAAAAAUCUAUUUUAAAA